UAGUGUAGUGCGGACGUCAUAUCGGACGCUAGACGACCGAUUUACGUUUCAAGACACUCCAACUUACAAGACGGAAACACCAGUGGCCUGUAAAAUCAGCAAUAGUUGGAUUUUCUUUAUAUGUAGUUAUCACAGAACUUUCAAUAAAAGACUGGGAAGCAUUUGAAAAAAAAAUAGUGUAAUAUGAAGACUACAACGAAUAAUGUAAUGUGAAAAUAAUUUCAUCUUGAACUGCAAGAGACAAAACCACCUUUAUUAAUCCCCGCUCCACUAAAAAGGACGUCAUCCAAGAAGAAUCCCUUUUCCCGUCCCCUUCGGCAACUAAGGAUGUCUCUCCGUCUCUUCGUCUUAACGGAAAGUGACUGGAAACUUGGAGAAUAGUAUUCAUGCAGUGACCCCGGGACGUCUGCAAAAGUCAUUCAACAUGGCGCGAAUCGAGCCUAUGGAAUCGGUGGGUGAAAUGAGCCCUAUCCCCAAGUGGAUCCUAGUCAAGGCUCACGACUUCUGGAACCGUCAGGACGUCAGGAAGGACAAGAAGAUACCCAUGCAGCAGGUGAAGGAGUCCCUGCUGAUGACGGACGAGUCCAACAGGAUACCCAACGCCCUGGUCAUCGAGUUGCUCCGGAAGGCGGACGAGAACGAGGACGGGUAUCUGGAUUACGACGAGUACAUGAAGUUCGCAGAAGCUGCGUCGACACGUUCCAGAGGACGAGAUACGUUCAGCAGAGCUGCGAUGACAAUAAUCCCUAGAAAUGAGAGAACGGUCGAGAAGAGGACCUACUUUCAGAAUUACUCCUGUUGCCCGCCUCCUUUCUUCAUGGUCCUCGCGACCUUUGUAGAGACGGGCGUCUUCGUCUACUACAUGGUUGACAUGGGAGAGAAAAUGGAGGCUGCUGGACCAGCUCCUAUCUAUUCACCUCUUAUCUACAACCCAAAAAGACGUUAUGAAUGCUGGAGGUACCUAUCGUAUGCCUUGAUCCAUUCUGGGUACAUGCACCUCAUCAACAACCUCGUGGUCCAGUUUGUCCUGGGCAUCAUCUUGGAGGUGGUGCACGGCUGGUGGAGGAUUGGUACCAUCUACCUGUCAGGUGUGCUGUUCGGCGCCUUGGCCCAGUCCAUCUCGGACCCUGAUUCGUACCUGGCCGGAGCGUCUGCGGGCGUCUUCUCCGUGGAAUACGCCCACUUGGGGAACAUGCUGAUGAACUGGUCCCAGAUGGAAUUCCGGUGGCUUCAGCUGGUGGUCAUCAUCGUGCUGAGCUUCAGCGACGUGGGUUUCGCCGUGUGGGACAUUUACUUCAAUGGGAAUAAGACAAAGACCGGUCACGCGGCACAUCUGGGUGGUGCCAUCGCUGGUAUGACCGUUGGGACUUACAUCCUUAGGAAUUUCGAGAAGAGGAAGUGGGAGAAGUACUGCUGGUGGGCCUCGCUGUUGGUCUACCUCGUCCUCAUCGCCGUCGGCAUCAUCCUCAGCGCGACACUGCCCGUCCCUGGGUAUUUCCCCUCCAACGACAAUGCCCCGAUCUGGAAUGCCAGGACGUAUUUCUUCGAGGAGAAAAAUAGAACACACUGAAGUGUUAUGUCAAAUGGAAAGAAUAAGAAAUCGGAAAAAAGAACUAAACUUUAAGAGAAGGAAUAAGUGUGAUGAAUUGUGUUCAGAAGUACAGAGCAAAAAGAAUA
Macrobrachium nipponense is the source of this 1677-nucleotide messenger RNA. RefSeq names its product rhomboid-related protein 2-like. NCBI's taxonomy places the organism in Eukaryota, Metazoa, Arthropoda, Malacostraca, Decapoda, Palaemonidae. Gene Ontology annotation, cellular component: membrane. Gene Ontology annotation, molecular function: serine-type endopeptidase activity; calcium ion binding. The record is from RefSeq and is a predicted model, not a curated record. The coding region runs from base 425 to 1570 and encodes 381 amino acids. The transcript has 8 exons.